GGAAUAUUGCUUAGGGCAAGCUCCCUCCAUCGGUCCGUCUCUCUCAGCUUCUUCGUCUUCUCUCUUAGGUUGACCUCUUUGCCUCAACUGCGCCGCCCGCUCACCAAGCCAGGCAGAGGCUGCAGGGGUCGUAGAGUUGGAGGGCCCAGUCCAUCUGGGAGGUCCCAGUGCCGCCCGCUCACCAGUUACCAGCCAGGCCGUCGGGAGGGGAGAGAGAGAGAGAGAGACGAAAAGAUCGAGACCCAUACGCUCAGAUCGAAGUUCGACUUCUCCUCUCCCCCUCCCCCAACCUAACAGAUUCGUGUAGCACAGAUCCAUCCGACUUUGGGUUGAUUUCUUCCUUUGCUGCUGAUUCUUGCGGUGUGGCUGCACAGAGCUAUGGUCAAUCACCGUAGCAGCAUUUAAUGUUUAAUCAUACAUUGUGAUUGCCCUUGGAACUACAUUGGUUUUUAAUGAUAGGCGCUGGGCCCUGGAAGCAUUCCCCAAUUCAUAUGCUUCUAGACUCUUUAGCUAUGUCCUAUAUUACUUGCCUAAGUGCUUCUCUCGUGUGUUAAAUAACAUUUACUAAAGAACUUCUAUUUUCUCAGAAACUUGGACCUCAAAGCCUGGGUUUUAUGAAAUUUAUUAUCUUAAAAUUGUAUUGAGCUAAAAGGUCUUGUGAACAUGAGAACAUCUAUUUGCAGGGCUUUUGUUUCAGCAAUCGCAUGGUCGAUUGGGUCAUUGGGUGACAUGACCCCGAUUUAUGAUUGUCAUUUGCCAGCUAAUAUAUAAUUUUUUUAUGCUUUACCAGAUCAGAAAGUUACAGAUGGAUCAUGCUGAGGUCUCUGGUUUGUUGUGUAUUGGUACACGUGAAACAGAUGGGGGUGAAGAAUCAUAUGCGGCUGAGUACCCUAAAAUGGAUCAGGAUACCAAUGCAACGACCAAAUUUGAUGUAGUAAUGGAGACUUCAGCAAUGUAUACUGAUCAAAUCAACACCAAUGCUUGCUUAGAUGAAUAUCACAUGUCUGGAAAACAGCCUAUGGAAGAAAUGGGAUUUGGCAGUGCACAUCCCUUUGAACUUCCAUCAGAAGGAAUGGUAGCUGAUUCUGGGGAAGAAAGCAUGCCAUCUAGCCCUGACACAUCUACCAGUAAUUAUGAUGCGCCUGGUUACACGGAGCAAAAUCUGCAGCAUAUCUAUAAUUCGUAUGAUGCACUGGUUGACAAAGACGGAGUUGUGCUUACUCCUGCCUUCAUGAUAUGUGACAAAACUUUGUAUCUUGAACCUCACCUCACUUUCUCAUUGGACGGGAUCAAGAUUGAGUAUUUGGAUUUAGAUUCCUUUGAAGACGAGAAGCUGUCAGCUCUACAAUGGGAAAUAUCUAAUAUUAUUUCCAUCAGUUGUAAAUGGACUCGUAGUGUUGGAUCUGCCUUAAUAACACUCCUUGUUGGAUCUACAGCAGAAACAGGAAAUGCAGCCAAUGCAGUGCAGGAUGAGUCAUGUGAUGACAUAUGCUUUUGUUGCCCAUUGACCUCAGACUGCGAGUACCUAUCACCUGCAGGCAGAGGUCCUGUUAGAGCACGAUUUUCUCUUGAUGAUUCGCAAUGGCCAAGGAGACAACAGAGGAUUUGGGAACUGGGACCAAGAUAUCAAGAAAUAUGGAAAGACAUCCCAUCAGAUGAUUUUGCAUUGGAGAAUUGGAGCAUCGAACCCUGUCUGUUUUUCCCUAGGCAAUACUUUUCCAGCACUGAGGACUUUGAAGAUGUUAUUUAUCCCCAAGGAGAUCCUGAUGCUGUUUCUAUUAGCAAAAGAGAUGUUGAGCUCCUGCUUCCUGAAACCUUUGUCAAUGAUACAAUAAUUGACUUUUAUAUCAAGUACUUGAGCACAAGAAUUGAAUCUACCAAGAAGCGCAGGUGCCACUUCUUUAAUAGCUUCUUUUUUCGCAAGCUGGCAGAUCUUGACAAAGAUCAGGGGAGAGCUCCAGAAGGUAGAGCAGCCUUCUUGCGUGUUCGCAAAUGGACCCGCAAAAUAAAUGUAUUUGACAAAGAUUUUCUGUUCAUUCCAGUCAACUUCAACUUGCAUUGGAGUUUAAUUGUUAUUUGCUAUCCUGGCGAAGUGGCGACAUUUGAAGAUGGUGAUGCCAAGCUCUCAGCUAAACUCCCAUGCAUUUUACACAUGGAUUCACUUAAAGGAAGUCACACUGGACUCAAGGAUAUCAUUCAAAGUUAUUUAUGGGAAGAGUGGAAGGAAAGACACCCUGAAUCAGCAUCAGAUAAUUCAGACAAGUUCUUAAACUUGAGAUUUGUCUCCCUUGAGCUCCCUCAGCAGGAUAAUUCAUAUGAUUGUGGCUUAUUCUUGCUCCAUUAUGUGGAAUUAUUUUUGACAGAUGCUCCAAGUAACUUCAACCCUCUGAAGAUUGAUGUAUUUUCUGGCUUUCUUAGUGAUGAUUGGUUUCCACCCCCAGAAGCUUCUCUGAAGCGUUCGGUGGUCCGAAAGUUAAUUCAUGAGCUGGUAACUGGAUCUUUUCAGAAUCAUCCCAAGCUAGCUUGUGGUGGUGAGCAGCUUGACGAAAGACAUCAAAGAUGCUCAAAUCCUGGUGAACCUGAAACAGUUUGCACAGUUGAUGAUGGAACCCAUGAAGUACAGCCAUCCAAGUCCAUCUGUUUAUAUGAUUCCAAAGAGGGGCUACCUACUUCUGGAUGCAUGUUGGACACUGGAAGUGUCCCAAUUGUUGAUGUACAGAAUCUACAAGAGUCAGAGGUUUGUGCACCAGUGAAGGAUACUGUUGUUUGCUUGUCAAUCCAGGAUGAGAAAAAUGACCCACUUGCAUCUAACAGUCAACUUAAUAUGAGAUCAUAUUCCCCAGAAGGUGAUGGCGUGAUUAAGGAAUCAAAUCGUGUGGUGACAGAUAAGGAAAAUGAUAAGUCUUUGUUUCUUUCUUUGGAUAAUGACCAAAAAGUUCACAGCCAAGCAGAAGCUGAGGUGCAGGAUAUUAUGGUUCGUACUAGCUGCUCAAUAUCUGAAAUUUUAGCUCAGAAAAUUACCAGCAAAGAACAGCCCUCCCAAAAAAGCAUAGAAGUUGGGGAUGAGUGCUUUAGACCUUCUCAAGAUAUGGAUUAUGUUAUGAUGUUUGACUCCAGCAAAGAUGAGAAUGGACCAAAUCCAGAAAGAUUGACAGCUGAAGGUGAUUGUGGCGAUCCUCAUGAACGUCUGGAUUUAGUCACAGUAGGUGAUAUCGGAAAAAUGGUUGUAGACAAUGCAAUCAUCGAAGAUGUGAAGAGUAAUAACACAACUGCAAACAAUGUCAAUCACGGUGAGCUGCAUGUUUCAUUGCAGUUGCCAGAGGGAAACACUGACAAUGGUAUGACUGGUGUUAGCACAGCUUCCUCUUUAGACAUAAAAGAGGGAAACAAUGACAAAGUAGUGGCAGAUGCCUCUGCACAUGAAGGUGAUAUAAAUGACAAUGGUAGCUCUGAAUUGAAAAUAGGAAAUACGAACAGUGGUAUUACUGGUGUUAUCGCAGCUUCCUCAGACUUAAAAGAGGAAAAUAUUGACAAAGUAGUGGCAGGUGACUGUGCACAUGAAAGUGAUAUAAAUGCUAAGGAUUGCACUGAGUUGAACAUUGGAAAUACUGAUAAUAGUAUUGCUGGUGAUAGUACAGUUUCCCCUGAGGUGAGCGCGGAAAACACUGAUCAAAUCAUAGCAGGUGAUUGUGGAAAUGAAACCGAUUUAAAAGCUGAUGGUGAGGGUGCUGACAAAUUCUUAGCAACUGACAGUGCUCUUCCUUGUGAAGAUGAUGCAACUUGCAUGGAUGGUGCGAAUGUGAUUGUAUCACUAGAUGUACCCCGUAGCACGAAGAAUGAUACAUUUUCCAAGAACACAUCUUCUGACGCUGAAAUGCCUCUGCCUGUUGGAACCUGUGAGCUCGUCGAUAGACCUUCUUCCGAGAAUGACAUGUCUGAGCACACAUCUUUUGAUGGUAAACGGCCUGCGGAUGAUAGGACUUUGGAAGAGAACGAAAUGGUUAUGCCUGGUGAUGAAAAAACAGAGGUGCAUUACAAGCGACGGAAGGUUUUGGCCUCAGAGAAACAAAGCAGCUUCUCCGGAGCAACUUCUACAGAUUAGGUUUGGCUGGUGUGAGACUUAGUUUUAGUUUCUGGGAUAUGUGACCUGUCUAGUCCUUGACAAUAUGCUGCCUGUGAUAUAGUAUAUAUUUCUGUAAUAUAAGGUACUGCCACUAAUGACUGUAGAAAUAACAAAAAGAACUGGAAUCCUGAACCCUGAUGUCUGCUUGACAGCGUGGUUUGAGAAUUGAGAUACUGUAUAUGGUCUGAGUAUUGCACGACCUGCACUGCA
Messenger RNA from Zea mays, 4333 nucleotides. RefSeq lists its product as uncharacterized. Bases 743 to 4102 code for a protein of 1119 amino acids. Lineage: Eukaryota; Viridiplantae; Streptophyta; Magnoliopsida; Poales; Poaceae. Gene Ontology annotation, biological process: proteolysis. The transcript has 17 exons. The record is from RefSeq and is a predicted model, not a curated record. Gene Ontology annotation, molecular function: cysteine-type peptidase activity.